This is a messenger RNA of Naegleria gruberi, 3327 nucleotides long. RefSeq names its product CLIP-associated protein. Gene Ontology annotation, molecular function: microtubule binding. Gene Ontology annotation, biological process: microtubule cytoskeleton organization. Bases 1 to 3327 code for a protein of 1108 amino acids. Gene Ontology annotation, cellular component: cytoplasmic microtubule. The transcript is spliced from 2 exons. NCBI's taxonomy places the organism in Eukaryota, Heterolobosea, Eutetramitea, Acrasida, Naegleriidae. The record is from RefSeq and is a predicted model, not a curated record.
AUGAAUGCAAUAAGGCCUACAUUGAAGGAUAACAACUUUAAAGUUUGUGAGGCAUCACUAACUUUCCUUUGCACUUUUUUGGAGCACAUUGAUGCAAAAAUCUUUCAACCAUAUUUUAUUGAUUUUGUAAAUUUGCUUUUGGAAAGAUUUGGAGACACUAAAGUGUCAGUUAGAGAUAAGGCCUUUGAGGCUAUAAUUAUGGUCGCUAGACACUACUCUGCAAGUACAGUGCUUGAUAGUAUUAGAGAAGGAUUUAUCCAUAAGAGCUGGAGAGUGAGAGAGGGUGUAUGCUUGUCUUUUGUUCAGAUCUUACAAACCUUUGGACCCAAGACUAUUUCACUUGCAAAAUUUUUGCCAGAUAUUGUAAGUCUAUUGGAUGAUUCCACACCAAGCGUAAGGGAUUCUGCAAUAUUGGGUAUAUGUGAAAUUUAUCGCUUUGUUGGAGCUGACUUAUUCCAGGAAUUGUCCAAUUACAAAUUAAGGACUUCGCAAAUUAAGGCCAUUGAAGAUAGAGCAUGCGAAAUUAUGGUCGACACUGAAAACCUCGUUUCUCUAAAACCUAAAGCAAAAAGCCCUCUGAAACCUCCUAGAUCAAGACAAACCAUUCAUACAAACAUUACUACUAAUGGAAAAUCAGCAACUGAUGAUACAGAAGAAACAGAUGUACAACCAAUUUACAUCAAAGAGAACGAUAUUCAAAAAGAAACAGAGCAAUCCCUUGAAAUUUUGAAUGACACCAAAAAUCUUGAUUGGAAAAAAAGAUUAAAUUGCAUUAGACGCUGGAGGGGUAUAGUUUAUGGAGGAGCAACGGAUUUUUCAUCAUUUAUUGGAGAAUUUCUUAGAUUAAGGGAGGCCAUUUCAAAGCAAGUAGUUGAUUUACGUUCUACAAUUGUUAAAGAAAGUUGCAUGUUACUCAAUCUUAUUGCAAAAACCAUGGGCUCCAAGUUUGAACCACUCUCUGAUUACUUUGUUCCAAUACUACUCAAGAGCACUGUAGUGACAGUUCAGGUUAUUUCUGAUUCGGUAAAUACUUGUAUAAGAACUCUUAUAAUUCACGCAAAAUUGAAUAGAGGUAUUUCUGUAAUAGUAGAGAGACUAACAGACUCUAAAACUCAUGCAACCAUGAGAUCUAGGUGUGCAGAAUACUUGGUUUUAAUUUUUCAACAUGUUGACACUGGAUUUUUAUCCAAAAUAAUUGACGAAUUAUGCAAAGCUCUCAAGUCUGCUAUUAAUGAUGCCAGCCCUUCAGCUAGACAGGCUGGAAGGCAGGCAUUCAUGGCAUUCAAGGAAGUGUUUCCUGAUAGAGCAACAAAAAUUUUCAGCGAGCUAGAUCCAAGUACUCAAAAAAAACUUAAUGAAGAGUCUAACAAGUCUGGACAAAUUUCCCCAAGAUCAACUACUUCAAGUCUGAGUGGAGCAGCAUCAGUAACAUCAUAUGUUUCGUCAGGUUCUACAAUAAGAAGAACAAAAUCUGUCAUUACAAGAAAGCUACCAACCAAACCUGAAUCCAGUACAACACUUAUCACAGAAAAAAAGUUAAUUUCUAAACCCGUCAUACCUUCUAUUCCACUUUCCACAACAUAUCCUCCUUCUCCAAAAAAGAUUUCUCUUCCUGUUAGGCCAGUAUCUGUUGCAGGAAAAAACUCGCCAUCUUCCCCAAAAAAGAGUCCUAAUUCAACUAAUCUAAUCAAAUCUAGUAGAACUGAUUCCGUAUUGAUUCCAAAAAAACUAGUAUUUGGUUCUGAUCCUAUGGAUGUUGGAGAAGAUUUGGCAAUAGUACAAGAGGUAGAGACAGUGUCUACAAUUUUGAGAGAAUCUAAAAAUCUCGAUUGGAAAGCCAAAAUUACAGUUUUUGAAAAAUUAGAAUCAAUUAUCAACAGUGGUAGAAGUUCUGAAAUUAAGAAUACUUUUCUGCAAGUAAUCAAUUUGUAUAUUGACAGAUUAUCUGAUACUUAUCAAAAAGUUGUUGAAAAGGCUCUCACUUCACUCAUCAAGCUAAUAGAUCAUUUACCAGAAAAUGUUGAACCUUACUUGGAACGUAUUUUAUCCAAAUUAUUUUUACUGUUGACCGAAGAAAAAACAAAGACUCUAGCUGAACAUUUAUUAACCAAGAUUGGUAAUUCUUAUUCUGGUGAUAUUCUGUUACCAAGAAUUUUUAAAAUUGUAGAUACAUUCAAUUCAAGAGUAAGGGUAGCUUGUUUAGAGUUUUUGAUGCAUAUUGUACAAAGUAGUUCUGCCUAUCUCAGCUAUCCAGGGCAUAUGAGAUCGAGCAUUAAGAAGAUUAUUGCCCUUAUUCAACAGAAUACCUCAAAAUCAUGUGAUGCAGCUCUCACAAGUAUUAUGAUAUCACUUUAUACAAUUAACUCGACUAAUUUCAUGGAGCAACUUUUAUCUUUACCUUCGUUAGAGCAAAAUCCUAUCAAAAAUUUGCUUAGAGAGCGAGUUAGUGAUUUUGAUCAACAUCUUACUUUGUAUUGUAAAUUAACUGACUUUAGAAUUUCUAAAAAAUCAUCCCCUACCACUUCCACAACCACCGUUCUAACUUCAAAACCGACCCUUCCUAACAGAAACGUUGAAAACAUUAUUUCCUUACCAAUAAGAAACACUGACAGAGAAUAUCAAACUACUGAUACUCUCGAUGAAAUCUCCUCCUCACUAACAUCAAUAGCCAAAUACAAGAUUGAUAAAAAUCCGCAUCAGGUAUACCGAUGCCUAUUCGAAAUAUCAGAAAUAGCUAGACUAAAGCCCUCCACAGAUAAUGUUUGGCAGAUAUCAUUUGCAAAAUUAUUAUUUUAUUUAUUUGAUCUCUUUUUUGAUGAUGAUGAAAUUAUAAGGGAAAAGGCCUUAUUGAGUGUUGCCUCUCUAUUGAGAUAUCAAAUUGAACAUUGUAUCAAGUUUACAGACAUUACUUUUAGAAAGAUUAUGGAAAAACUAAACGAUAAUGUUCCAGCUGUGCAAAGAACUGCAGAGAGAGUGGCUGAACAAUUUGUUGAAUCUAUUGAGCCAAUCAAAACUUUGGAACUUUUAAAACCACAAAUUAUUAAUAAUAGCGAAAAAGAGCAAAUCUUACUUGGAGGCUUACGUCUUCUCACCAAACUAAUCAAACUGAUAAGUCCAGAUAUUCUUUUAGGUCAUGUUCCAAGCAUUUUACCUGGAGUUUAUGAAGCUUUUAAACACAGCAAUGUAGAUGUACGGAAAUCCGUUGUCUAUUUAAUGGUAGAUUUACAUUUCUCUCUUGGAGAGUUGUUUGAGCCAUAUCUGAAGAGGUUAUCUAUUGAACAGCAAAAACUUAUUCAAAUUUACAUAAAAAAGAACGAAGUGAGAUAG